Messenger RNA from Pantherophis guttatus, 3576 nucleotides. It is a transcript of the gene PPP1R11, whose product is annotated as protein phosphatase 1 regulatory inhibitor subunit 11. Gene Ontology annotation, molecular function: protein phosphatase 1 binding; protein serine/threonine phosphatase inhibitor activity. The record is from RefSeq and is a predicted model, not a curated record. Gene Ontology annotation, cellular component: nucleus. Lineage: Eukaryota; Metazoa; Chordata; Lepidosauria; Squamata; Colubridae.
GAAAUCGACGGCUGCGAGGAAGAGGCGUUGACUGCAGCGUGAGGGUGGGUGGGUGCUGCGGCUGAACAGGCGCCGGGAGCUGACCUGAAGCCGGGGUGGGCUCCGUCGAGUCCUGGAGCAGGGGGCUCCACGGAUAUCCUUCCCUUCCGGCAAGCAGCUCCAUCCACGGCCGGGCUCUGCCGGCAUCUUCCCCGCAACAUGGCCGAGUCCACUUCUAGCAGGGGAGCGACCACGACCGUCACCGAGACGGAGGUGACCGAGCCGGAAAAUCGUAGUCUCACUAUCAAAUUAAGAAAACGAAAACCAUCCAAGAAGGUGGAAUGGUCAAGUGAUACAGUGGACAAUGAGCACUUGGGACGGAGAUCUUCCAAAUGCUGCUGCAUCUACGAGAAGCCCCGGGCUUUUAAUGAGAGCUCAACAGAAAGCGAAGAUGAGGACGAUGAAGGCUGUGGCAAUGCCCAUUGCAUCCGAGGCCACAAGAAAAGCCAGCGGGGGAAGGCACAGUCUAAAGCAGGAGAUGCUGGCCCAAAGGAGAACAACUCCAAGAAGGUGGAGCUACCUGACCAAAACCAUGCAGGCGCCAUGCAGCACUGAACCAUACUUGGCCAUGGGGCAGAGAAGGAGCUCCUCAACUCUCCCCCAAAGGAGGACUGACACUGCCCCAACUGAGGCGAGGGAUGAAAAGAAAGGAAGGCCUAUACCGCCAGGUCUCAGCUGUUUUGUGCUGGUGCUUCCUUGACUGUGGGUAAAGGGGAGGGAGGGGAGGGAGGGCACGCACACCCAGCUCCACGCCUGUCUUGUGUCAGUGCUGCUACUGUUGUCUCUAUCCAUCUGUGGCUGGUGAGUCUGUCUGGUGCCACCCAUCCUCACCCUGCCCAACGAGGAAUGUAUUGACAGGACCUUCUUGGGUACUGUGGCUGAUUCCCCACCCCCCUGCAACUUAAUUAAAUAUUUGUUAUCAGUGAUGAAUAUGACAGGGAGUGGGUCUGCUUUAAGAAGAGCAGUGAUAGAGUUUCGACCAAGAUCUUUUCUCCUUCCCCUUGUAUCCUUCCUCAGUAUCUCUGGUUUCUUCCUUUAUUGCAGGCUCCUUUCCCAUUGGUCUUUUUUUUUUUAGCUCUGUGUAAGAAACCCACAAUCCACUCUGUUAAUCCUUGCUUGCAUUCUUCUUGUGUGCUGAGCCUGCAUCACUUUCAUUAUCAGCUCCACUGCCUCCCACCUGCAGACUCACGCAAACUCACUCGACAUAAAGCUGCCUUAAAGAUGCAGUCAUCAGGUCUCGCCACUCUCUUAGGCUCCUAGUUCCUGGAAAAGGGUAGGUGUUGAUGCCACCUCAUCAGCGAUACACGACAAUCUCCACUUGUCUUCUUAAAAGGACAUUUUUUUUCCCCCUGUGAUUUUUUUUAAAUUUUUGUUAUAUAAACGUCUGUAAGAAUUCUUAGUAGUGGGAAUGAAAGGAAUGGGUACAAAGGACACGGGGGGGUGGUUGGAAACAUUGUGAGUCUUACUGAUUUGGGGUUGAGAGGAACUUGAAAGAUGUAAAAAGGGUGAAUGUUUUAUGCAAAGGCACAGGCUGAUGUAUGGACUCAAAAAAAAAAAAAAAAGGAAGUUGGGUCCAGUCUGAAAACCUAUGAUUGAUGAAAUUCCCAUGGUCAUCUUGCACAAUCCCUGUAUAUUCCAUUGCUUGGGCAGAAUUUCAUAUUAAAUGCCUUUUUUGAAACCACAUGGGACUCAGCAGGAGCCUGAGGAAUGGGACCUUCCAUUGCAUGAACAUUUGAUUAUUCUGGCUACCUGUGGUUUGAUGUGGGAGAAGAAACAAUUGUACGUUCUCAAAAUCUUUCUCUUGCCUCCGUGUGCUUAUUUUAAGCACCUUCCUGAUUAAAAAGAAAAAAAAUCACAUUCCAAAUGUUCACAGCAGUGUAACCCUUUGGACAGGUAAGCAGACUUGAGCUCAGUUUAGUGAGCCUUGCAGGCAGGCAUGUUUUUCAGCAGCCACGAUGAACUACUUUUUUCAGAAAUUAAAGCGGAAGGCGCAUGAUCAUUCUUAGUGGAAACCUUUAAAAUAUAGGAAUACAAUCUUGCUCCUUAGUGAGGCUUAACCCCGUUAAUUUUUACAUUGCUUAUUUGCUGAAGUGCGUUCUUGGCUUAAGGAGAAGUCUGUCCAGGAAAGUUUGGGUUUCAGAGAAGCCUCUUGUAUUUUGUCUCAACUAGAUAAAAUUUGGAUUACAAAAUAACAGAAGAAGGCUGGACCUCCUGGGAUUUUGUGAUAAACCUCAUACUUGGCCAUUAUUUUUAGACAAGUGCAUGGCACAAUUUGGUAAAUAUUGUACUUGGUUGAGCUUAUGGACUUCAUUAUGUGCUCUUUGCACCCCCACCCCACCCCCCCCCCCACACACACACACUACAAACUGUACAGAUGUAUAGAUCUGAGCAGGUUAUAUAAGCUUCUAUAGUAUUACUGUCUUUUUUUUUCCCACCAAAGAAGUAAGAUAUGUGUUUGCUCGUAAUCAGCUGACAAAAUAGAUUGUGCCUCCGUGACUGGCAUAUUUCAUAGCUAACGUUGUAAAACAGGACAUUGGAUGGGAGAGUUCAGUGGGACUGGCCCAGCAAACACAAGAAUUGCUGUAUAAAAUACGUUUACAGGAAAGCACAUAAUUAGGCAAAAUGACUGGGAGGUCAUUUAGACAGUUUCUUGUUGGCCUUGUUGGAAAAUAAAAUGUUCAUAUUUUUAAAAACAUUAAAAUUUAUAGUAUAGAUUCAUACAUUUGAACUAAAGUCUUGGCUUCCUGGAUCCCUGCAGUAACGUAAGAAAUGUGGCGCUGAAUUUAAGCAACACCACCAUCUCAAUGUGAUGCACUACAGAGUGUCAAAUUUUGCAUAUGACAUAUUUGUGUCAAUUUUUCAUACAGCAAUUUAAUUCUAGUUCAUUCAAUAAAAGUCAUGCUUGGCAGAUAAACAAGCUGCCUAUCUGAGGAUGGUGGCCUUAACAUUAAAUACCUUAAUAGAAAUUACACGCACAGUAUUGUAGAAAAUUGGUAAGCAUUAACAUUAGGAGACCAGAAACUCACUCGUAGGUGUUUUUUACCCUCUCGACUUGUAAACCUUCUUGCACUUUCAAUUUCAACAAUUAAGAUUUUGCUUAAAACCCUGAGAGUUAGGGUUUUUUUCUAUUUUAAAACAUUCCUGAAAUAGCUCUAAUCUAAAGUACAUUACCAUGAAUGGCCAACCAAAGUCACUGGUUAUUUGGAUAAUCCAUUGUUUUCAUGAUCUUGCUACAACUCUCCCUGUUGCUGGGAAUUGCUGGGUGUUGUAGUCCUAACACUUGGAAGGCAUCCUGUUUUGAAAAACUAUGCCAGACUGUCAAGCUCUUGCAUCCUGAAGUGCUGAGCCUGUGCCAAAGUUAAUGGUUUGAAUACUUAAAUUGUAUGGAUUUUGCUGGUUGACAUGUCAGAUUUGUGUUCAUUUGGGAUGUUUGGAACUGUGGGAAAGCUGCCUUGAGCUUCAUGGAGAAGCAGAAUAUAAAUAUACUGAAGAAUAAAAUGUCUGUUCAAUGAAUAAGAUAUAAAGUUCUUAAAUGGA